Messenger RNA from Onychomys torridus (southern grasshopper mouse), 3771 nucleotides. RefSeq names its product Ro60, Y RNA binding protein (gene Ro60). Lineage: Eukaryota; Metazoa; Chordata; Mammalia; Rodentia; Cricetidae. Bases 166 to 1782 code for a protein of 538 amino acids. Gene Ontology annotation, molecular function: RNA binding. The record is from RefSeq and is a predicted model, not a curated record. Gene Ontology annotation, cellular component: ribonucleoprotein complex. The transcript has 9 exons.
UCGGAAAGGGGCGGGGCUCGCUCCGACCUGGACCUGGAGCUGUCCUCGCCCUUUCUGGCCGCCGCCUCUUCUCCGCGCUGCGCAGGGCUUCUUCUUCUUCUCCUUUAGGCGCCGCGGGACCUGAGCGUCGGCUUCCAGGCACAGGCCUCUCAGAGGACAAGGAAGAUGGAAGAAUCUGCAGACCAGCUGCAGCCACUGGCUGAGAGUCAGGUAGCCAACUCUGAAGGCGGAUAUGUAUGGCAGGUCACAGACAUGAACCGGCUGCACCGCUUCUUGUGUUUCGGUUCUGAAGGUGGCACCUACUAUAUCAAAGAACAGAAGCUGGGUCUUGAAAAUGCCGAAGCCUUAGUCAGACUGAUUGAAGAUGGCAGAGGAGGCGAAGUGAUACAGGAAAUCAAGUCCUUUAGUCAGGAAGGCAGGACCGCAAGACAAGAGCCUUUGCUGUUCGCCCUUGCCAUUUGUUCCCAGUGUUGGGACAUAAAGACAAAGCAGGCAGCCUUUAAAGCUGUGCCUGAGGUUUGUCACAUUCCAACCCACCUGUUCACUUUCAUCCAGUUUAAGAAGGACCUAAAGGAAAGCAUGAGGUGUGGCAUGUGGGGUCGUGCUCUCCGGAAGGCCGUGGCAGACUGGUAUAAUGCAAAGGGUGGCAUGGCCAUUGCUCUGGCAGUUACGAAGUAUAAACAGAGAAACGGCUGGUCUCACAAAGACCUCUUAAGACUGUCCCAUCUUAAACCUUCCAGUGAAGGACUUGCUAUCGUGACCAGAUAUAUUACAAAGGGCUGGAAAGAGGUCCAUGAACUGUAUAAAGAAAAAGCACUUUCUGUGGAGACUGAAAAACUAUUCAAGUAUCUGGAGGCUGUGGAGAAAGUGAAGCGCACAAAAGAUGAGCUGGAAGUCAUUCAUCUCAUUGAAGAACACCAGUUAGUCAGGGAACAUCUGCUCACAAAUCACUUGAAGUCUAAAGAGGUAUGGAAGGCUUUGUUACAAGAAAUGCCACUGCCUGCACUGCUGAGGAAUCUGGGAAAGAUGACUGCUAAUUCAGUGCUUGAACCAGGAAACUCUGAAGUCUCUCUAGUGUGUGAAAAACUCUGCAAUGAAAAACUGCUCAAGAAGGCUCGGAUACAUCCAUUUCAUGUUUUAAUUGCGUUAGAGACCUACAGAACAGGCCAUGGGCUCAGAGGAAAGCUGAAGUGGACUCCAGAUAAAGAAAUUUUGCAAGCAUUGGAUGCUGCAUUUUAUAAAACAUUUAAGACAGUUGAGCCGACUGGGAAGCGUUUCUUGCUAGCUGUUGAUGUCAGUGCGUCUAUGAACCAGAGAGUUCUGGGUAGUAUACUCAAUGCUAGUACUGUUGCUGCAGCAAUGUGCAUGGUGGUCACACGAACAGAGAAAGAGUCUUCAGUGGUUGCUUUUGCAUGUGAUAUGGUACCGUUUCCUGUGACGACAGACAUGACCUUACAGCAGGUUUUAACGGCUAUGAAUAAAGUCCCAGCUGGUAGCACCGAUUGCUCUCUUCCAAUGAUCUGGGCCCAGAAGACAAACACAGCUGCCGAUGUCUUCAUUGUAUUCACCGAUAAUGAGACCUUUGCCGGACAGGUGCAUCCUGCUGUUGCCCUGAGGGAAUACCGACAGAAAAUGGAUAUUCCUGCUAAAUUGAUUGUUUGUGGGAUGACAUCAAAUGGUUUUACCAUCGCAGACCCUGAUGAUAGAGGCAUGUUGGAUAUGUGCGGCUUUGAUACUUCAGCUCUGGAUGUAAUUCGAAAUUUCACGUUGGAUAUAAUUUAACCAUAAGUACCGGAAUGACCUGAGGGGUCCACUGCUGCAGUGGACUUCACUGAAAAGUCACAGCUACUUCCCAGCUCAAUGCAGUAGUGAGAAGUGUCAUCAGCGUGUGCAUAGUGGAAAUGGACUUUGCCAAGAACAGGAAAGGAGGGAAGGAAGGAAAAACAUGUUGAGCCCAAAGGUGCAUGUACUCAGCUAGCUCUUGAGAAGUCUUCAGGAUACUGUAGCUUUCUCUAUAGCGAACCUCAUUUUGAUAGAAACUGUAAAAUAGUCACAUUUUACUCUGGGGUAUCACACAUUUGUACUUAAAGCAGGGGAGAUCCUAAAGUGUAAGUAGCCUCACACGUCACUUUUUGAGAAGUGCUUGUUUUCUUAAAUGUUUUCACUGAAAAAGGACAGUUUUGAUACUGUCCAAAUACUCCGGAGUGCACUAGACCACGUGACUGUGAUGGAAUUGAACCUCACAAAGUAAACCUUUAUACCAAGACACUUGGUAAAGCUAAACUAUGAAUGAGUUUUACAAAUUCAGAGUUUUCUAAGAUCAUAGGAACAACAGCUUUCUUAUUCAAUGACAAAGAUGUUUUAUUUCAGGUAUUUUAUUUGUACUUGUUAGAAUUUGUUGCCAUUUGGUCAUGAUGGAAGUCCCUAAGGGAUUGUUGAGUUUGUGCAGGCUGAGGAGUUUGCUGUGUAUCCUUGUAGUUACUGCCAUAGGUGGAGACAUACUUAAUGAUCCCCUCUGAGCAGCAACAGUGUUUCAUGCACCUAAUGCUUCCCUGUUUUCAUAUUUGUAAUGCAAACAAAAUGUUUCACAUGCUUAAGUCCCCUCCAUCCAUAAUCCUGACAGUGUAACAAUUAAAAUCUCAACAGUAAAGACAUAGCUUUUCCCAUACCCCUAAAAUACCUUUAACUAAUUUUUAUAUUUUUCUAAUAUUAAGUUUAUCUGUAGUCUUUUAUAUUUUUGUCCACUAUCCAUCUUUUGUCUAAUUCCUUUUUUGAUAGAAAUAUCGAAAGCAUAGAAAUAAUCAAGCAAGCUAGAUCCUUCAAGUUCAAAGGCAAUUUUAGAGUAGGCAGCUAUCAACCAGUCAGUCUACGUAGGAAACUUAAAAGCAUGUUUUGUACAAAGUAACUUCUUUUCCACUGUACUGACGCACAUUCUUUUCUUGAGCAGUCGUGUGUUUUCACUGGGGAGUUCUUCGUGAAAAUGGCCUAUUGAAAAGCCAGCAGGUUUUCUCUUGACUGUGUAAUGGUAUCCAAGGUAGUUUAUACUAAAACUUUAAUUGUUCUAUGUAUUCUUUAAAUAUUAAAGGUUUACUAGGGCUUAUAAAGCCUUCUCGCUUUAUAUGAAAAGUCAAAAACUAGUAAGUGUAGGUUACAUAGCCUUGUAUGUGUGUAGGGGGUGAAGUUUUUUAUUUGGGGAAGGAAGGGUCUUUGCUAUUGUGAGGAUUUGUGUACAUAUUUUCUUCUCUUCCCAAGAAAACUAGGCUCUGAGAAUAAGAAAAUGUCCCCUCUGGUGUUAUUAGCAAAGAGAGCAUCACCUCCCACUCUCAAUACCAUUGCUUCUGAUGCUACUCUGGCUUUAAUACAGUCACAUGUGGUUUCACAUCUUUAAUCCUGAUACAUUAAAGUUUCAUAAUUCAAAUUGUAUUUAAGGUUCGAAACCCUAAGAAUUACAUGAGAGCUAUUGGCUUCUUUAAACCCAGGGCCUAAGUUUUAAUAUGAUGUAACUUAUUAUGAACUGUUACAGGGAAUAUUAUAUAAAUGCUAAUUUCUUUUACUUCUGCACUAUUUAGCUAAUGCUUUAGGCAAGCAGAAUGUGUCUAGGAGCAAAUAUUUACUCCGUCAAGGAAAUCAGAUUAGAGGUGACUCUUCUACAGCGUUUAGGUAGGCCUAAUAAAUAGGCUAACAUUGAAGACAGGUUGGUGACACAAGCCUUAGUUCUAGUCCUGGGGAGGCAGGGGCAGAUAGGCCUCGAAGUUAGAGGUCAGCCUACUC